AUGACUGGUAGUACCAUAUACGACGCAGAAAUAGAUAUAAAACCUUGUACUAGACUUGAUGGAAAACCAAGGCUUGAUUCAUUUUUUAACAAAGAUGGGUUGUUAUUACGAUCAUACGGAUGGUUAGUAAAGAACGCCAUAGGCAUUAUAAUUUUAAUUCAUGGUUUAGGUUCACAUGCAAGAUUGACCUUUUUAAGACAUAACGUUGAAAUUGUAAAUAACAAUAAAGCCAUAUUAAAAGAUGGGAAAAAUUUUUACGUUUAUGAAGAUAGCUGGGUAGAAUAUUUUAAUAAAAAGGGCUAUUCAGUAUAUGCAUUGGAUUUACAAGGUCACGGUUUAUCAGAUGGAUAUGAGAAGCGCAAUUAUCAUGUAAAUAAGUUUGACGAUUUCGCCUAUGAUGUAAUGCAGUAUAUUGCUAGAAUUCAAGAUUCGUUGCCUUGUGGUGAUAGUAAGGAUGAUGCAACUUCUGAUGGAAAUGUUGACCAAGGAAUUAAUAAGAAAAGACUUCCAACAUACAUUAUGGGUAUAUCCAUGGGCGGAAAUAUUGCAUUAAGGAUAUUGCAAUUAUUGGGAAAGUCCCAGAGCGAUGCAAAUAAAAUGUUAAAUAUAAAAGGGUGUGUCUCAUUAUCAAGUAUGAUUUCUGUUGAAUUAUUAACAUCCCCAGGAUCAUAUACGUAUCAGUUGUUUUUUUUACCCUUGUCGAACAUUAUUUCUGAUUUUUUUAAAAACUCAAGACUUAUUUCGGUGUUGCCUUAUCAAAGGUAUCCGUAUAUGAAUGACAUUUUAAUGUUUGAUAAAAUACGCUUCAAAGGAGGGAUAACCUAUCAAUUUGGUCGCGAACUCCUAAAUGCAAUGGCGAACUUAGACAAAGACAUAGGAUAUACUCUUACGAAUAUUCCUAUUUUGUUUAUACAUUCAAAAGAUGACCCAUUUUGUUAUUGGAGAGGCGUUGUAUCAUUUUAUAAUAGACUAAAAGUACGCUAUAAAGAAUUGCGUCUUCUGGAAAACAUGGAACAUGUAUUAACUGGGGAACCAGGAAAUAUGAAAGUUUUAAACAGUGUUUUGGACUGGCUUGCUAGCAUAUCCAAAGGCUUAAUAAAAGACAAGCCGAACCAUGAUCAACAAUGA
Messenger RNA from Plasmodium coatneyi, 1128 nucleotides. RefSeq names its product Lysophospholipase-like protein. Gene Ontology annotation, cellular component: membrane. The record is from RefSeq and is a predicted model, not a curated record. Lineage: Eukaryota; Apicomplexa; Aconoidasida; Haemosporida; Plasmodiidae. Gene Ontology annotation, molecular function: lipase activity. Bases 1 to 1128 code for a protein of 375 amino acids. The transcript has a single exon.